AUGUCCCGCAUCAACCUGAACAUCUCCGCCCUCUUCCCCAGAAACAAAUCCGCAGAGUCGCUCGCGCCGCCGCCGCCGUCCGCAUCCGGGCCGACUGCGCUGCGCAAGCUGUCCUCUCUGGGCGAUAUCAGAGCCAAAGGGAUGGGGACGCGGAUGGGAAUGCCGUCGAUCGCGAGCGUCCUGUCCAGCAGCACCCGCACCGUCGCGGUGCCUCAGAGUCAAACCUCAGUGCCAGACACCAGCAUCGCGAUACGCAUCACCAAGACCCGCUCGCACAUCACCUCGUCGCAAAUGCCGACGGGCCCGUUCGCGCUGACGCGCGCGCGGAUGGAGGAGGAAGACGAGCGCGCGUUUAAAGUGGGCGAAGUGGCGUGGGCGCGCGGCCCGAAUGGGAAGUGGAGGCGGGUGAUCGUGGUGGAUGGGGGGCGGUGGGAGCUCGGGGACGACGACGUGAGUCUACACACCGCUCUCGAGGGUGCGCAAAAGCUGAUUGAAAGGCGACAGAUACUGGAAGGGCGGCAGGGUUUGGAAGGGCGGCAGCGGACGGCGCACAGGUACUACGGCGCGACGUGGAGCGUGGACCGGAUGACGUUCCGCGCGAGCUUCGCGCCGGCGCGGGGCGAGAUGUUAAGGAACUGUGUGGAGGUGAGGGGCUGGUUGAGUCGGGAGCGGUGGGGCGAUGUGUGCGAGGGGGAGAAGGGGGCGCUGUAUUGCCAUUUUCCGAGGGGCGCGCUUGGGCUUGAGGGGGCGGAGUGA
Messenger RNA from Peniophora sp. CBMAI 1063, 756 nucleotides. The record is from the annotation of a GenBank genome assembly. NCBI's taxonomy places the organism in Eukaryota, Fungi, Basidiomycota, Agaricomycetes, Russulales, Peniophoraceae.